AUGGAUCGAACGCUAGAAUCAAAGGGUAAAGUUUGUGUGACUGGUGCAGCUGGGUUUCUGGCUUCAUGGCUGAUCAAGCGACUUCUUUUAUCUGGUUAUCAUGUCACUGGGACAGUUAGGGACAUAGAAAAUGUGAAGAAAGUGGGUCAUCUAUGGAAGCUGGAAGGAGCGAAAGAGAGACUGUUUCUGGUGAGGGCUGACCUAAUGGUAGAGGGAAGCUUUGACGAGGCAGUUAUGGGAUGUGGUGGUGUCUUUCACACUGCUUCACCUGUCUUAGGACGCCCUACUUCUGAUCCAAAGGGUGAAAUAUUGCAACCAGCAAUUGAUGGCACACUGAAUGUUCUGCGCUCGUGCCGAAAGAAUCCAUCUCUAAAGCGUGUGGUUCUCACCUCAUCUUCUUCGACAGUAAGGGCAAGAGAUGAUUUUGAUCCCAGUGUACCACUGGAUGAGUCGUCUUGGAGCUCUGUCGAACUCUGUGAGAGACUUCAGAUUUGGUAUGCAUUGUCAAAAACACUAGCAGAGAAGGCUGCAUGGGAAUUCUGUGAAGAGAACAAUAUUGAUCUAGUUACUGUUCUUCCCUCAUUUGUCAUUGGACCAAGUUUGCCUCCUGAUUUAUGCUCUACUGCGGCCGAUGUCCUUGGCUUGCUCAAAGGGGAGACGGAAAAAUUUAAGUGGCAUGGAAGAAUGGGAUAUGUUCAUAUUGACGACGUUGCGCUGUGCCACAUUCUUGCAUAUGAACGUGAAACUGCCAAGGGACGUUACCUUUGUUCCUCAACUGUUGUUGACAUUAAUGAACUAGCGUCUAUUCUGGCAGCACAAUUUCCAUCACUGCCUAUUCCCAAGAGGUUUGAGAAAGUUGGUAGGCUAUACUACGAAUUGGAUACCUCAAAAUUGAAGGAAUUGGGAUUAAAGUUGAGGUCAAUUGAAGAAAUGUUUGAGGAUUGUGUUGCAUCUUUAACGGAGCAAGGCUAUCUAACUAUGAAGACGACGACUACUACUACUACAACUACUUCUUCAGUUCUUAAAACAGCGGACUAG
Messenger RNA from Fraxinus pennsylvanica, 1038 nucleotides. Lineage: Eukaryota; Viridiplantae; Streptophyta; Magnoliopsida; Lamiales; Oleaceae. The record is from the annotation of a GenBank genome assembly.